Molecule: messenger RNA, 1501 nt
Organism: Solanum dulcamara
Lineage: Eukaryota; Viridiplantae; Streptophyta; Magnoliopsida; Solanales; Solanaceae
Product: probable E3 ubiquitin-protein ligase LUL4
Exons: 3
Coding region: 128-1204 (358 amino acids)
Biological process (GO): protein ubiquitination
Molecular function (GO): ubiquitin protein ligase activity
Source: RefSeq, a predicted model, not a curated record
ACAAGAGAGUGAGGUGGUCACUGUUUUUUCCCCCAAAAGAGAGAGAGAGAGGGGCAUUUGUCACUCCAAAGUCCAACAGAGCUGAGCUGCGGUGGUUUGUGGCGGAGGAAGGUGGAGCAAAUUAGUGAUGGGCAUUUCACAGAGCAACAACAGAAGAAGAAAUCAUAACUGGAAUGCUUAUUAUUCCUACCCUUCUUCUUCUUACUCUUACUAUUCCUCUGACCUUCCUUACCACUCCCACCCCCCUCCCCCUUUCCCUUUUCCACCUCAUCUCCUCCCACCCCCACCCCCACCUUCCUACUCCUACCCCUCUACCUGCCACUGCACUAACCCUGUUGUGGGUAGGUCUGUUUUUACUCCAUAUCAUAACAAUGACUGGGCUGCUUCUUACCUGCCCCCUCCUCCUUCACAGGUGGUGGGGAUGGUGACCCCAUCACCCUAUGUUGAGACCCAACAAGCCAAGAAAGUUAAGAGUGGUGUAAAUGUGCAUAAAGAUUCGUUAAAGCUUGAGAUUGAUGAGCAGAACCCAGAUCACCAGUUGGUUUCUUUUGUCUUUGAUGCUCUAUUUGAUGGAAACAUCACAGUGUUUUAUUUUGUCAAGGAAGAGCCUCAUUGCAGAUUUGUUCCAAUAUAUCCCCAUGUCCAUGUACCUAUAACAGUUCCUUUUCAGAGAGGACUUGGACAGAAAUUUCACCAGCCUUCUGGGACGGGCAUUGACUUAAGGUUCUUUGAAAUGGACGGUCUUUCCGAACUAUCAUCAGAAGAUAGUGUGUUUCCCCUUGUAAUAACUGCUACAACCUGCCUUCCAUCUGUUUUAACAGAGGAUCAUAUAAGCGAUACUCAGCCUAAAACCUCCCUCCAUAUGCAAAUUAGUCAAGCUGUAUUGGGGAAGGAUAAUGAAGGGGCUUUCAGGGUCAGAAUCAUCAGGCAGAUUUUAUGGGUUGAUAAUGUUCGCUAUGAGCUGCAUGAGAUAUAUGGAAUUGGAAACUCUGGCCCAGACUAUGAAAACAAUGGCUCAGGCAAAGAAUGUGUAAUAUGCAUGACCGAACCCAAAGAUACAGCUGUGCUUCCAUGCCGCCAUAUGUGCAUGUGCAGUGGAUGUGCGAACACAUUGAGACUUCAGUCAAACAGAUGCCCAAUAUGUCGACAACCAUUUGAAGAGCUCUUAGAGAUCAAGAUUAACAAUGGUGAUAUCGAUGAGUGAGCAUUUUCUCGCAGAAACAAAGUAGCACUCCUAAUCUCAUCAUACGUGUCUUCUGUUUUCAAUUCGUAAAUGUGUCCCUAUAUAUUUGUAGAUCUUCAUAUGGCCAGUCAAUCGCUUUUGUUGGCCAACUAUUUUUUUCGUUCCUCGUGUUAUAUUGCAAUGUAAAUAUAAACCUAGGCCAAUGGUCCGGAUGAGUUUGUUUCACUGCACUGGAAGUAUGGUGCAUGAACACAUUCAUGUAUGUUUGAUCUCAUGACUAAAGUUUUAACAUUAUUGCUUACCUUUCCAAAUGUCCUA